Messenger RNA from Mauremys mutica (yellowpond turtle), 648 nucleotides. RefSeq names its product islet amyloid polypeptide (gene IAPP). NCBI's taxonomy places the organism in Eukaryota, Metazoa, Chordata, Testudines, Geoemydidae. Gene Ontology annotation, cellular component: extracellular region. The record is from RefSeq and is a predicted model, not a curated record. The coding region runs from base 165 to 569 and encodes 134 amino acids. Gene Ontology annotation, molecular function: hormone activity. The transcript is spliced from 4 exons.
UAUAAGAGCUGUAUUACUUGCCAGCAAGGAGGGACGAAAAAAGGGAUACCGCAGAGUCAGAUGCAAGCGUGGAAUUGUUGCAUGUAUCCUUCCUGCUAAUACAGACGUGUGUUGAACUUCUUCAGUUAGUUCCUUGACCACUACAAGAAACUUAGGAAGGAAAGAUGUGCAACCUAAAGCUGCCAGUUAUCUUCAUUGUGCUCUCUGUUGCUUUAAGCUACUUGGAGGCUACACCUAUGGAAAGACUAUUCUCUGUGGCUGAUGAUCUAUCUGAUGGGACUUCCAACAGACAAGGAUGGCUAUUACCAGUCCUGUCAAGGAAUACACCCUGGGGACUUAACGGGGCAUUGCCACAACCGGCUGCAACAAAGCCUAAAAGUCACCGCUUGGAGAAACGGAAAUGCAACACUGCUACAUGUGUGACGCAACGUUUGGCUGACUUUUUAGUUCGAUCCAGCAACAACAUCGGAGCAAUUUAUUCACCUACCGAUGUGGGAUCCAAUACAUAUGGCAAGAGGGACCGAGUUGGGCUUUUAAACAGAGAACCCCUAAAUUAUCUACAGCUUUAGUGUGUUGAAAUGAUUACUGCUGCACUCCUCAUUAGGGGGUUCUCCCCAGUUUUUAUGUAUAAAUAAUCUUUUAGUCAUU